This is a messenger RNA of Helicoverpa zea (corn earworm), 2031 nucleotides long. Its product is annotated as maltase A3-like. The transcript has 10 exons. Gene Ontology annotation, biological process: carbohydrate metabolic process. The record is from RefSeq and is a predicted model, not a curated record. The coding region runs from base 158 to 1888 and encodes 576 amino acids. NCBI's taxonomy places the organism in Eukaryota, Metazoa, Arthropoda, Insecta, Lepidoptera, Noctuidae.
UCAUUCACUUGGUAUAGUUUCCUCUUACCUAUAUAUUGUCUGUGCUAUCGAUAUAAGGAAGAGAUUCAAAUGCAUCGUGCACGUCUAAGGUUAUAGUGAAUUGUUUUGCUCGUGUUUUGUUGUAGAUAUUUAGUUUGGUUUAUUGAUUUGUAUCAGAAUGAGGAGUAUUUUACUGCUGCCGGUGCUUUUGGCACUGGCGGUAAGCGGUGAAUCUGACCCUGAACUGGAUUGGUGGGAAACUACCAUUUUCUACCAGAUUUACCCAAGGUCAUUUAAAGACAGCGACGGAGAUGGCAUUGGUGACCUUAACGGAAUCACUUCAAGUUUAGAAUACUUGAAAGAGAUGGGCAUUGGAGCUACUUGGCUUUCACCAAUUUUCAAGUCACCGAUGUAUGAUUUCGGUUACGACAUCGCUGAUUUCUAUGCAAUCCAAGAUGAAUACGGUACUAUGGAAGAUUUUGAAAAUCUCAUGGCUAAAGCGAAGGAAUUAGAUAUUAAAAUAGUUCUGGAUUUCGUGCCGAACCACACAAGUAAUGAAAGUGUAUGGUUUGAGGAGGCGUUGAAAGGUCACGAGAAGUAUUAUGAUUAUUUUGUUUGGGAAAAUGGCACGGUUGAUGAAAAUGGUGUUAUGCAUCCCCCUAACAAUUGGGUCAGUGUCUUCCGCAAGAGUGCCUGGGAAUACAGAGAAGAAGUCGGCCAAUACUACCUUCACCAGUUCGUCAUCGGCCAGCCUGAUCUCAACUACCGCAACCCCGACGUGGUUGAAGAAAUGAAGAACGUCGUCCGCUUCUGGCUAGACAAAGGCGUUGCUGGGUUCAGGGUUGAUGCCAUUGCUCAUUUGUUCGAAGUAGAUAAGGCAGACUUUGGUGGAGUUUACCCUGAUGAACCUUUAACUAGGAAUACUGAUGACCCUGACAGCUACGACUAUUUAGACCACAUUUACACCAAAGACUUGGAUGAAACUGUAGAGAUGGUGUACCAAUGGAGGGAAGUCUUUGAUGAAUAUAAGGCUAAAGACGGUCUGAGCAGGGUCAUGAUGACUGAAGCUUAUUCAAGCCCUCAGAUGACGAUGAAGUACUUCGGUAAUGGUGAACGUUUAGGUGCACAAAUGCCUUUCAACUUUGUGCUGAUUUCUGACGUCAAUGGACGUUCUAGUGCUGCUGAAAUUAAAUACGCUCUUGAUAAGUUCCUUACAUUCAAGCCUAUUGACCAACAUGCAAACUGGGUGGCUGGAAACCACGACAACAACCGUGUAGCUUCAAGAUUCAGUCCAGAAUUAGUCGAUGGCAUUAAUAUGAUUGUGCUAUUGAUGCCCGGAAUUGCUGUAACUUACAUGGGUGAAGAAAUUGGCAUGGUUGAUGGCUACGUAAGCUGGGAGGAUACCGUAGACCCCAGUGGGUGCAACACUGAUGAUCCUAUUAAUUACUGGAUGUCGUCUAGAGACCCAGAGCGCACGCCAUUCCAAUGGAGUGCUGAUGUCAACGCAGGUUUCUCAGGCGGUAACAAGACUUGGCUUCCAGUAGCAGAAGGUUUUGAGAACUUGAAUGUGGAAGUUCAGCGCGUAACAGACAAAUCUCAUUUGAACGUCUACAAAGCUCUGUCGUCACUUCGCACUGACAAGAUUUUCAGAUACGGACGAUAUGAGUCUGUUGCUUUCAAUGAAGGAGUUUUUGCUUUCAGAAGAUGGUACAAAAAUAAGGCGUACAUCGUAGUCGUGAACUUCAGACAAAAAGCCUACACCAUCGAUUUAACUUACUUCGAGGGCGUCAACAAAAAGGUCGAAGUUGUUAUCAGCAGCAUCCAGUCUCCCAAGAAAGCAAAGGACGUUUUCAAAGCGAAUGCACUAGAAAUCCUUGGGAGCGAAGCUUUGGUACUCAAAGUUGACUAACUAUCAAACAACUUAUACACUUGUACACAACUUUUCACCAACCGAAUACACUCAAACAACUGUGGUUUACACUAUACUUCGGCCGUUCAGAGAAUGCGUUCCUGACACCUAUCAGUUAGUCACGACUAGUGAUGGGCACAACA